AUAAUCGGUCUGACUCGCACUUCAGAAGUUAUAAGGCUUACUGCUGUGUACUGUUUUGUUUUAGAAUGUGACUGAGUUAGAUUUUUAUAAGUCACCUUGACAUGCAUUCAAACUUCUGAGACAAAUAUAUUUCCUCACGAUUUCAAAGUAAAUGCAUCCCUUCCACUGAAAAAGCGACCUUUCCUGAGCGUUCCUGUUACAAGACUAAGUCAAGGCUGCACACGUUAUCCACGCGAAGGCAGUUUGCACCCCGAAAAUCCUUCUGAUCUGCAAUUUUUUCAACCAAAGUUUACAUUCUAAGAUCAGUGCACCCUGGAAGAUGUCUCAAUUCCAAAACUCCCCGCGCAAUACGCUGAAAACGAGCGUUUUCUACCAGCAUUUCCAAGUUCGCUUCUUUCUGCUCAAGAUGCUUUUGAUGCGAAGACUGAACAUGGCCGCGGAAGAGGCUUGGAACCUACUUUAGUCAUCUAACGCUUUCGUAACUUAUUUUACGCUUUUUCUCGAGACGUGAGCUUGGGACAUCUGUGUUGUGAUCGUAGAUAGUUUCCUCUCGUGUAGGGCUGUUAGUGUUAUCCGUCACUGUGCUAGAUAUUUCUUUAAAUAACAAACAGUAAAGAGGAGUUAUAUUAUUUUUAGGACUAUAAUGAGUACAUGUGGUGAUGGUGUUCAUCACAUUUUGCUUCGCGCCGAGACAAAACCAAAUGAGCAGCGGAGAGCUCUAACCCCCGAUAAAUGCCAGGAGUUAAUUGAAAAAGGUUUUCAAGUUUCUGUAGAAUAUUCUGACCAGUCAGCCUUCAAGAAUGAGGAAUAUCAGUGCAUACCAGGAAUCAGUAUGGUCCAAGCUGGAUCUUGGGUCCAUGUUCCGAAUGAUGUUAUAAUUUUGGGACUAAAAGAGCUUCCUCAGUCUGAUGAACCAGUAUCUCAUAGACACAUCUACUUUGCUCAUGCUUAUAAGAAUCAGACAGGUUGGGCAACUUUACUCCAUCGUUUUAUUAAGGGAGGGGGCAGCAUUUUAGACAUUGAAUUUAUGACAGAUGUAGAAGGUAGGAGAGUUGUGGCAGAAUUUAGUGGAAUGGCCGGACUUGUUGGAAUGGGACUGGGAAUACUUGCUUGGUGCCAUCAACAGUUGAGUUCUGAUAAGCCAAUGGGUGAGGUGAAACCAUAUGGUAAUGAAGCAGCUUUCAUUGAUCACAUAGCACUACAAAUCAAACAAGUUGCUGAAUUAAAAGGUGUUCAAAAAGUUUUCCCUCUGAUAAUGGUGAUUGGUGCCUUGGGUCGCUGUGGAAGAGGAGCAUCAGAGAUUGCCCAUAAACUGGGUAUUCCAAAGUCUUCUAUAGCAGAAUGGGACAUGGAAGAAACAAAGGCUGGAGGGCCAUUUGAGGAGAUACUAAACUAUGAUAUUCUUAUUAGUUGUAUUCUCCUAACAGAGAAAAUUCCACCAUUUCUCACAAAGGAAAUGUUAGAGAGAGAAGACAGGAACCUGAGUGUGGUGGUUGAUGUGAGCUGUGAUCCUAAUAAUCCAUACAACCCUUUGCCUUUCUACCAUGCAACAACUUCAUUUGAUAAGCCCUGUGACAGAAUAAGGCUUAGAUCUGCUAAGAAACUUGAUGUCAUAGCUAUAGAUCACUUGCCUUCUGCUUUACCCCGUGAAAGUAGUCAGAGAUUUGCCAAUAAGAUGACACCUUAUUUGCUGAGAUUAAGCGAUGAUCCUGUUUGGAACAGAACCAAGAACAUGUUUGAUAAAAAAGCUAUGGAAGCAAUGGCAAUUUUGAAUUCUGGCUUCCUUCAUUGACAUUAAGGGAAUCUUGACAUACUUUCCACUAAAUGAUUAGAGAUUACUUUACAGUUUUAAAACCAUUAAUAUUUAGCAGACUCAUGUUAAGACGUGAUGUGCACUUGCAAUUUUUUAAAUUGAAAUUGAUCCUGAAAUAUUUUCAUUUCAUGAAGCAUCUUUAACCACCCCUGGUGGAGUAAAAUGAAAGGGAUGAGAAGUUUGUUUUAGGUUGUAUCAAAUUAAUUUCAUCAAUUAUAUGACUGGUCCAUGCAGUUGUCUUCAGGUGAAUGUUUGACAUUUGAUUUGAGCAUAAGCUUCAAGCCAAUAAUAUCACUACUCUACUUGAAUGUUAUUAACAUCUUAUUUGAAACAAAUUGUAUUCAUCACAUAUGGAGGACCACUUAUCUAUUAACUGAAUAUUUUAUAUAUGUUGGAGUAAAUUAAGUUAUUUUUAUCUGUCACGUUGCUGUGCAAAGAACGCUUUACAACUUUAUAUGACCUUUUUUUUUCUUAAAAUGCAGCUUUGUGUCGUUUUGAUUACGUGAUUAUAAAAUAUCCUUUUUUGGCUAGCUGCACAAAGAGUUGUUUCAGUUUAGUUUCCUUUACAUCAUAGAAGUAUAUUAGGCAUUUUUUCACGCAAACAUUUUAGUUUUAAGGAGUUGUCCCUGGAGUAAAGAGGAGUUUUAUAGGAGUCUUUCAGAGUUUUUUUUUACAACUUGGAGUUUUCUCAUACCCAGAGUCAAGAUCAAACGUAACUCACGAUUGUCAGUUGUGUUUUCUGUUGUCAGAUUUGUAGUUUAGCUUGUUUCCUUAGCUUAGACAAAUCGUGCAUUCCUUUUUAGUUUUCACCGCAAGUGUUGUAACAAGUGGGCUAGCCUGAUUACAUGAUUUAGUCCAAAUAAACGUGUGUAAGAGUCUGCUGUC
Molecule: messenger RNA, 2698 nt
Organism: Stylophora pistillata
Lineage: Eukaryota; Metazoa; Cnidaria; Anthozoa; Scleractinia; Pocilloporidae
Cellular component (GO): cytoplasm
Molecular function (GO): saccharopine dehydrogenase (NAD+, L-lysine-forming) activity
Source: RefSeq, a predicted model, not a curated record